Messenger RNA from Rhinichthys klamathensis goyatoka, 1297 nucleotides. RefSeq names its product insulin-like growth factor binding protein 2a (gene igfbp2a). Gene Ontology annotation, molecular function: insulin-like growth factor II binding; insulin-like growth factor I binding. The transcript is spliced from 4 exons. Bases 147 to 977 code for a protein of 276 amino acids. The record is from RefSeq and is a predicted model, not a curated record. NCBI's taxonomy places the organism in Eukaryota, Metazoa, Chordata, Actinopteri, Cypriniformes, Leuciscidae. Gene Ontology annotation, cellular component: extracellular region. Gene Ontology annotation, biological process: regulation of insulin-like growth factor receptor signaling pathway.
CCUGUCAUCUCCUAUGAUGUCAGCGGCAUGUGAACACUGAUAGGAGCCCGCGCAGCAGCCCCAGUUAGCCUUCACCUGUCCGCGUGCACUUCUUACCUGCACAAGUUUAGUCCUCCGAUUUGCAGGGUUUCUACAUCGUGGACACGAUGUUGUUUUACGUGAAUUGCAUCUUGCUCCUGGCACUGGUGACUUUUCACGGCGCCGCUGGAUCAGAAAUGGUGUUCCGUUGUCCGAGCUGCACCGCAGAGCGCCAGGCGGCUUGCCCGAUGAUCACAGAGCCGUGCGCGGAGAUUGUGCGAGAGCCGGGCUGCGGCUGCUGUCCGGUGUGUGCCCGGCAAGAGGGCGAGCUGUGCGGCGUUUACACACCGAGAUGUUCCAGUGGUCUGCGGUGUUAUCCCAAGCCGGAUUUGGAGUUGCCCCUGGAGCAGCUGGUUCAAGGGCUCGGGAGAUGUGGACGUAAAGUAGACACUGAGCCCACAGGAAGCGCAGAGCCUCGGGAAGUCAGCGGCGAGGUACAGGACUCUUUGGACAUUGGUCUGACUGAGGUUCCUCCCAUAAGGAAGCCCACCAAAGACAGUCCAAGGAAGGAGAGUGCUGUCCUUCAACACCGCCAGCAGCUGAAGACCAAGAUGAAGUACCACAAAGUAGAGGACCCUAAAGCGCCGCAUGCCAAACAGAGUCCGUGUCAGCAGGAGCUGGACCAGGUGCUGGAAAGAAUCUCAAAAAUACCCUUCAGAGAUAACAGGGGUCCCCUGGAGGACCUCUAUUCCCUGCACAUACCCAACUGUGACAAAAGGGGGCAGUACAACCUGAAACAGUGUAAGAUGUCAGUGAAUGGGCAUCGUGGUGAGUGCUGGUGUGUGAAUCCACACACAGGAAGACCCAUUCCCACCUCUCCACUGAUAAGGGGGGAUCCCAACUGCAGCCAGUACCUUGAUGGCCUAGAGAUGGAUCCCUCUGUGGACCCUCAAAACUAAAAAUAUCCUGAACCUUCCCAUCUUGACCUUCAAGCCUACAAACCCACAAUCAUGCCCCCCAAAGAGUCAGUGUUUCACACUCUCUAAACAAGCUACAAAUAUACCUUGUGUUUUUAUGAAUUUUUUGCGCUUGUAGAUUUGAGAUGGUUUGAAACACGUUACAGUUAAACAUAAUAUUGUUACAGUUGAAGUACUGAUAUAACUGAACUGAUAGUACUUAAAUUAAAUCCAAGUGAUGACAUACAGUUGUCGUCAGAAUUAUUGGCACCCUUGGUAAAUAUGAUCAAAGAUGGCUGUAAAAAUAAAUCUGCAUUAUCCAU